AUGCCGCCUUCGUUAGAAUCCUUACCGGAGGAGGUCAUCUGUAACAUCGGAGCCCGACUCGAUGUUUCAGACCUCCUUUCACUUCGGCUCACCUCGCACACUAUGGGCAACAAGUCAGAGUUCGCAUUGAAGACACAUCACAACAUUACUCACAGAUGGCACCUCUUUAACUUUGAAGAGCUCUUGAGGCUCCAAAAGUUGUCCGAGCACCCACUGUUCUCACAGCGCAUUACACAUCUACGAUUCGAUGCUUCCGAUUACGUCUAUGAUGGCGACGAUAUUCGCGAUAUGGAGAAUUGCAUGCUCAUGGCGAAAGACGAGGCUCUCUACAAGCAGACCAGCAUGCAUACAGAUCUGUUGACCUCAAUACUAAGCAACUUGAGAAGUCUCAAAUCCAUUGGCUUAUCUGAUGACGAAGAUUCAGAUUAUGGGACACGGCACAGGAGAAUGAGGCCCGUCUGGAGUUCCUGGCGGUUAUGCGCAUUACUCACCGCGUUGAAAGCAUCUGACUCCAAGCUUGAUACACUAGGUCUAUAUGAUGGAUUGAGAUUUACGGCUUGGAAUCCUGAAGGUACUGAAGAGCCCUCUAAAUGGUAUCUUCAGGGCCUCGAAAACGUACGGUCCCUCUCAUUAACGGCCCAUUACGAGCCAAGCGGUCUUGACGGCAGCGAUCGUGGCGCCACCCAGGAACAUGUUGCCUUCAACCAUUUCUCGGAUAUCCUUUCGGCUGCCAAGAACAUUAAUGAACUCCUAUUGUCCUACAAGUGCUUCUCUCCCCACAUUUCCGAGCGUUUCGACAAGAACUUAGACACUAUGGAACAUCUUUCAGGGCUCUCUUCGCUCUGCUUAGUAGGUUUGGAGGGUCGACAUGAUGACUUUAAAAUAACGGAACAAACUCUAUGUUCCAUCUUACGCAAGCUGAAGACUAGCCUCAUCUCUCUGGAGCUUACAACAUGCCGCCUCAGAUACCGUGGCUGGCUCAAUGUUUUUGACUUGAUUAAGAACCAGAUGAGCUUGCAGAGACUUAUAUUCCGGGACAACGCCUUCAAUAGCAGCACCGAUCGCAGCUGGUUUGGUUUUAUGGCCGUCUGCUUCGACUGGCCAGGUGCCACUUGGAGUGGAGAGGAUUGCAUCUGCCUUCAUGAGAGCAUUGAUCCCGCAAUGGAAGACUGGGAUUGGACCAUUGUGCACUGGAUUCAGCCUAUAUCUAAAGGUGAUGACAUAGAGGAACUCGUGAAAGAAAAAGGUGUCGACAAGGUGUUGGACGACAUGAUUGCCGGGUACGUAGAAGUGCCGUGGAAUCCUCAUCAAGAAUACAUACCGCAGAAGUGGCGCACAGUAGCUAGCUACAAGACUAGAUUGGGCGGUGGAUUCGAUAGGUCCUAA
This is a messenger RNA of Aplosporella prunicola CBS 121167, 1386 nucleotides long. RefSeq lists its product as uncharacterized. Lineage: Eukaryota; Fungi; Ascomycota; Dothideomycetes; Botryosphaeriales; Aplosporellaceae. Gene Ontology annotation, molecular function: protein binding. Bases 1 to 1386 code for a protein of 461 amino acids. The record is from RefSeq and is a predicted model, not a curated record. The transcript is spliced from 2 exons.